AUGGGAGCAGGACAGUCCAAGACGGACCAAUCCACCAAACAUGUCUUUACCAGUGAUACACCCAUACAAUUUUCACAAGAACUGAUAGAUUCCCUGCAAGCAUCUUCAGAAACCAAUUCCACCCGCGCCAAAUCUCUCGAACUACACAUCGCUCAACGAGUAGCCGCAGAACUCGAGAAGCUCAAAGCGCAUGAACAGAAAACCCUAGACGAGCUCCGGAAAAAGAUCGCCGAGGCUUCUUCCUCUCCCGACUCUGAUUCUUCAUCCUCCUCCAUCCUCUCAGUAUCACCUAAAGAACUCUUCUCGAGCGAGUCCGAAGCCGAAAAGUCGCGAAAAGGGCAAACGUCAGAAAAGGUUCGACAAGAGAUUGAAAAGCUGAAACAAACUUUGGGGCAGAGAAAGACUCUGACCCAGUUACCUACAGAGGUUGAGACUGCCCGACAAGAUGUCAUCUCCUGCCUACGACUCAACGACCGGAAGCCGCUCGAUUGCUGGAAAGAGGUUGAAGCUUUCAAACGUGAAGUCAGGAAGCUCGAGGAGAAUUAUGUCUCUUCUGUUCUAUAA
Molecule: messenger RNA, 564 nt
Organism: Exophiala mesophila
Lineage: Eukaryota; Fungi; Ascomycota; Eurotiomycetes; Chaetothyriales; Herpotrichiellaceae
Exons: 4
Coding region: 1-564 (187 amino acids)
Source: RefSeq, a predicted model, not a curated record